AAAAAAGAUUAUUUCUUUGUUGUUGUGUUCUUUCUUGCAUUUGCAUUGCGCCUCGUAAAAACAAACAGAUAGACAAAAAAAAUCCAAUUGGGUUACAAACUCUUGUUAUUCAUCACAAUCACAGGAAACUGAGUUAAAACAUUGUUUCUGCAUCAAUACAUCUCUAUCUCUUUAGAGUAUAGACGUCCGUCUGCAAGGCUAUAUAAUUUGAUACUAUAAUGGCUCUUCCUGGUUCCCUGCAAUUGUCUCAUGGCCUGGGACUUUGCAGGAACCUCAACAGUAAUAAAGAUCGGAGGGUAAAGGGGAGAUGCAAGUUACAGUUAGACAACCUUCCUUUGCAGCUCAUGAAACAGGACUACAGGGGUCUUCAACACCUCCAUCAUAUAAACAGGUCAACACAUAGAUUGUCUCGCAAAUCACGCUCUUUUAAAUGUCAUUGUUUUUUAGUGCCAGGCGAGCGAAUUGCACUUUCUUCUGUUAAGGUGGCUACUACAGUACUGACAAGGUGCUGUAAUGUUUUACAAAACAGUCCAGUCAUUGUAAAGUUGAUUCCCGCUGUUGGCAUUAUCAUUUUUGCAGUAUGGGGUGUUGGCCCAUUAACGUUUCAGACAAGGAAACUGUUUUUUCAGAAGAGUGAUAAUAGUUGGAAAAAAAGUACCACUCAUUACAUAGUAACUUCAUACCUUCGACCACUACUGUUAUGGACUGGAGCCGUACUUAUUUGCAGAGCAUUUGAGCCAGUAAUUCUGCCUACAGAAGCUAGCCAGGCUGUUAAGGAACGACUUUUGAAUUUUGUUAAAUCGUUGGCGACUGUAGUGGCUUUUGCUUAUUGUUUAUCAAGUGUGAUUCAACAAGCACAGAAAAUUGUAACAGAGAAUGUAGAUGCAAGCGAGACAAGAAAUAUGGGAUUCCAAUUUGCAGGCAAAGCUGUUUAUUCUGCAGUAUGGAUUGCUGCUUUUUCAUUGUUUAUGGAAUUGCUGGGCUUUUCUACCCAGAAAUGGGUCACAGCAGGAGGUUUUGGAACAGUUUUGUUGACUCUUGCUGGCCGUGAGAUAUUUACAAACUUCCUUUCAAGCGCGAUGAUUCAUGCAACUCGACCUUUUGUGGUAAAUGAAUGGAUUCAAACGAAGAUUGAAGGAUAUGAGGUGUCUGGCACUGUUGAGCAUGUUGGCUGGUGGUCACCAACAAUUAUACGAGGUGAAGAUCGUGAAGCUGUACACAUUCCAAACCACAAAUUCACAGUGAAUGUUGUGCGGAAUCUAACUCAAAAAACACAUUGGAGAAUCAAAACCCACCUAGCCAUUAGUCAUUUGGAUGUAAAUAAGAUUAAUAACAUUGUUGCUGACAUGCGGAAAGUAUUAGCCAAAAAUCCUCAAGUUGAGCAGCAGAGGUUGCACAGGAGAGUGUUUUUGGACAACAUAAACCCUGAAAAUCAGGCGCUUAUGAUUCUGAUUUCGUGUUUUGUCAAGACCUCACAUUUUGAAGAAUAUUUGUGUGUUAAGGAAACUAUACUAUUGGAUCUUCUUAGAGUUAUCAGCCAUCACCGGGCCCGGCUUGCAACACCAGUCCGUACCCUGCAGAAAAUAUAUGCUGAUGCCGACUUGGACAACAUACCAUACGCAGAUACCACAUUUAAUGGUGCUGGACCAGUAGUAUCUAACCGCCCAUUAUUAGUGAUUGAUUCACCUUACAAGAACAAUGCAGAUGAUAAAACAAAAAGUCGAUCAACACGUGCAACUGUUGAUCAAGAUGACAAAACAACCGUGCGAACUAAACUCGAUUCCAAGACAGAGGAUAAGGUUGAACCAAUUGGAGCACCAGAUACUAAGGUUAGAGGAACUCAAGAUGAAUCCGAGGUAGAUGCCAAAGUCAUGGCAUCUAACUCUGAUGUGGGUGAAAACAAGCCACUGAAAUCUAAUUUAAACAAGGCAAACAUGGAGGUGCCGGAAAUGUCUUCUACUUCUAACUCCAAAGUAACUGGUCUGGAAGUAGAUAAUUCAACCAUGAAGGACAUCCAUGUCAAACAAUCCAAGGUUCAAACAGUUAAAAACACCAAGCCAAACGUCGACUCGGACAAUCUAGUUUCCUCAUCAACAAACAACGCUGACAAAGCCAAUGGAAAUAUGGCAACAAACCAGCAAGGAGAAAGGAAACCUGCUCCACCCAGGCCUGUUCUUGAAGAGAAUAUAGUACUAGGUGUUGCAUUGGAUGGAUCAAAGAGAACACUUCCUAUCAAUGAUGAGAUUGACACUGUGACAACUCAAGAGACAAAGGAAAUGGCUGCAUCCCAGGGUGGAAAUGGAUCUCCAAAGGCUUCAGAUGGGAAUGUGAAGUAAGAUUGUAGUUGCUACUAGAGGAAUAUUUAGUUAUCAGUGAGUUUAACUAGGUAGUUGUUUGAAGGCUUAGUCUUUCAAUGCUGAAAAUUUGAGCACAUUCUCAUCACUGAGAAGCUGUAUAUGCUAUCACUUCAUGUAAUUCAUAUACCCCUCAAAGGUCUUUGAGGUUUAUUGUAAUAUUAAUUCACUAUUUUUGCUGUUUCACCAAUGCAUAUAUGAUUCUGGUAUACUGCCAAUUUACUAC
This is a messenger RNA of Medicago truncatula (barrel medic), 2580 nucleotides long. RefSeq names its product mechanosensitive ion channel protein 2, chloroplastic. The transcript is spliced from 13 exons. Lineage: Eukaryota; Viridiplantae; Streptophyta; Magnoliopsida; Fabales; Fabaceae. Bases 219 to 2336 code for a protein of 705 amino acids. The record is from RefSeq and is a predicted model, not a curated record. Gene Ontology annotation, biological process: transmembrane transport. Gene Ontology annotation, cellular component: membrane.